Diospyros lotus (date-plum) is the source of this 756-nucleotide messenger RNA. RefSeq lists its product as uncharacterized. Bases 81 to 593 code for a protein of 170 amino acids. The transcript has 4 exons. Lineage: Eukaryota; Viridiplantae; Streptophyta; Magnoliopsida; Ericales; Ebenaceae. The record is from RefSeq and is a predicted model, not a curated record.
GAGAGAAGAUAAAGUGAAGAAGAGUGAAAGGAAAAGAAAAAAAAAACAAAAGAAAAAAAAAGGGGGGGGGUAGAAGGAAGAUGUCUCUGGAGCUUCUUCCCCAUGGCGGCCGCCACCACCACCACCAUCCAAUCCCAUCAUCAGUCCACUCUCCUACCUAUCUCACUGCAAAUAUUCAAGCCAUGAGAAUGGCGGAACCCAAGAAAGAAAUCAACAGCUUCAAGAAGCCAAAGCCACAGCUGAGGUGGGGAAGAAAGAGGCCUCCACAAGCCAUCACCUGGCCAAGCUACAGGGCAAUCUCAGCAUCACUUGCACCCCUGGACUUGACAGAGGACAAUGUCAAGCAGGUCUUAACUGAUGCUAGAGCCGAGUUUGGGCAGAUCUUUGACGCAUCAGUUGGCAUAACAGGAGUGGCAGAACUGGCUGAAAUGGAUGGGCCCUUUGUGAAGAUUAGGCUGAAAGGUCGGUUUUGGCACAAGAGAUCUACUGUCUUGGACAGGCUUGCAAAUUACUUGAAGCAGAAGAUCCCUGAGAUCUUGGAGGUAGACAUAGAAGAUGAGAAGCAGUUGGAUGACAGUCCCGAAAACUUCUGAUGAGGCAGAGGACUUUGAGGGUUGUCUAACUGAAUUUGGGACUUCAUUUAUGGUCUCUGUUGUGUUAUUUUCUUUGGUUUGGUCAUUUGGGACAGCCAAAAACAUGGAGAUUUUGAGUCAUAUCAAUGAAUGAAUGAAUCCAUGGAAAUGUCUCUUUUAAGCA